AUGAAGCGCCGUGUGACAGUGCAUUUUGGAGAUGUACGUGUGGUAGUUCCAUGCCUGCAUGAAGACACAACUGUUGCUGACCUUGCCGAAGCGGCUAUCAUUAGAUAUAAGAAGGCUACAGGGAAGGUGCACAGAAGUGUUGUGACUGCAUGGCACGGUCGUCGUCGCAUACUAAUUGGCACUCGUUUGUCAGCCACAAUUCGCGCGCUCGCGCCUCCGUGCGUUUCAAUCAUUCGUGAACCUCUGCCAGCGUCAGCCGACCGCGAUCGAGUG
This is a messenger RNA of Ostertagia ostertagi, 273 nucleotides long. NCBI's taxonomy places the organism in Eukaryota, Metazoa, Nematoda, Chromadorea, Rhabditida, Trichostrongylidae. The record is from the annotation of a GenBank genome assembly.